Molecule: messenger RNA, 1644 nt
Organism: Cajanus cajan (pigeon pea)
Lineage: Eukaryota; Viridiplantae; Streptophyta; Magnoliopsida; Fabales; Fabaceae
Source: RefSeq, a predicted model, not a curated record
UGCCGAGGUACCAAGUCAAGGUGUAUGGCGUUCGCGGUCAGCAUCUGCAUAGUUCGGUAACAAAAGAACCUGAAAGCUGUGGCGCACCAACAAAGAAAAACACCAUCACGUAGUUACCUUACCUUGUUCCGUAAAAGCAAGAACAAAAUACCAUGUUUCUGAAGAUACCAGGUUUCGAGCUCCAUAAUAAGUAGAAAUGGGAAAAAGACAAUCUCUGCGUAACAAAGCCACCCAAUUUGUCUCUGUCCUUCUCAACCCCAUCUCUGAUUCCGACACUCAAAAUCCCAAAUCUCAACCGACACCAACACCAACACCGACACCGACACUAACUCCUUCAGGAGAAGUAGGUGAAUCAGGGACAAGUGAUGAAGAGGGUAACAAAAACCAUGGUUUAGUGGAUGAAGGACCUGACACAUCAUCCUUCACUGCGUUCCUCUAUUCCUUAUUGUCUUCCUCCGACACCGGAGAUAACGCAAAUUCGCACGUGCAGAGUGAUGAUAAAGCUGCAAACUCGAGCAUGAAGGAAAAUGGUGGGAGGAAAAGUUUGUUUUCAAGGAGCAAGCAAUCACUGGGUAGAGCCAUUCGCCAAGCUGCGAGAAUGGGUGGAUUUCGCCACCAAGAUCGAAAGGAUAAUGUUGAUGAUGAUGGGAAUGGUUCUAGGGUUUCUGGAGUUGAGAUGAGGCGUGUUGAGCCUCUGACUGUGCCUUUGGUUGAUCUCCCUGAAAUCUCUGAACCUUCAAUUCUGCUUUCGGACAGUAUAAGGAAUGUUCUCUAUGUUUCUCUUCCACCUCUAAUUCACGGAAGGAAAUGGCUGUUGCUAUACAGCACUUGGAGGCACGGUAUAUCACUCUCCACUCUUUACCGGAGAAGCAUGCUUUGGCCUGGAUUGAGUUUGCUGGUUGUUGGAGAUAAAAAAGGAGCAGUAUUUGCCAGCUUGGUUGAAGCACCCCUUAAAUCUUCCAGCAAGAAAAAAUACCAGGGAACAAACAAUACUUUUGUUUUCACAAAUAUCUCUGGUCUUCCUGUUAUAUAUCGUCCAACAGGGGUAAACCGCUAUUUCACACUUUGCAACACUGACUACUUAGCAAUUGGCGGAGGAGGUCAUUUUGCGCUUUAUUUGGAUGGUGAUCUAUUAAAUGGUUCAAGUUCAGUCUCAGAAACUUAUGGGAAUCCUUGCCUUGCAAAUUCUCAAGACUUUGAAGUGAAGGAAGUAGAGUUAUGGGGCUUUGUAUAUGCUUCAAAAUACGAGGAAGUACUUGCAAUGAGCAGAACAGAAGCAUCUGGGAUCUGCCGAUGGUAAAUGUAUCAGAAUAUUUGCCUGAAGUGGACCAAAUGACUUGCAGGUGGCACAUUUCAUUGAAUGGUCACUCUCCCUCUGGCCUCUAGUGAAGUGAGCAAACCAAAGUUAAUAUAAAAUAUAAUGGAGACAUUUUAUGUAUCCAAUUAUGCUAUGACCAAGCAACUAACGUGUGUAAAUAUCUACCAAGCCUGUAUAUAUGGAAUCCCUGCACAUUAAUUUUUUUUUUUUUUUUGCCAAUUUUGUCGAGAAUAAAAGGGAGGAGAAAAUUUAUAUAUAUUUUUGUAUUCUUAAAGCAGAUGAUAAAAAAAAUGAGAAUUAAGAGCAUCUCUAACGUGAGGUUCUUA